Messenger RNA from Brassica rapa (field mustard), 3884 nucleotides. RefSeq names its product transmembrane 9 superfamily member 3. Gene Ontology annotation, cellular component: membrane. NCBI's taxonomy places the organism in Eukaryota, Viridiplantae, Streptophyta, Magnoliopsida, Brassicales, Brassicaceae. The record is from RefSeq and is a predicted model, not a curated record. Gene Ontology annotation, biological process: protein localization to membrane.
AUUUAUUUAUAUUUUCGUACCAAUUUAUUUAUAUAAGUAGUAGAUAAUGAAUUUUUAAUUAUUCAAUAUAUAUUUAUUAUUUCAUAAUAUGUUAUAAACAUAUAAUAUACUUCUAAAUUUAAUAGAACAUCUACUGUAUAAAUAUUUCUGGUUUAAUAUAACUAAUAUAUUUAUUUGAAAAAUUCAACAAAAUAUACAUAAUUUUUCAUACUGAAUAAAGAAAGAAUUGUUCGUUUAGGCUCAUGACAUGGAUGAUGGAUCUAUAUAUUAUUACUAAUCGUACAGUUCAUAAUGAGAGAAAAAUAAGCGACAUAUAUAUGGAGCAAACCAACAAGUACAUAGAGUUAGAAAUGAUCUCCAACCUACAUAAAUACAACCUAAAACUGUGUGUUUUAUGUAUACUUUUUUAUUGAGUCGCACUACUAGUCGUCCAUGGACCCUCUACAAAACUGAAUGAAACAUUGACUUCUAUAGUUCCUAAAAUUUUUUUGAAGAAAAUUAUAUAAACAUAAACCUUUAAAUUUGUAAAAAAUAUCUUUUAUUGAAAUUUUUACUAAAUAAGUUACAACUUUUAAAAUUCAGGAUCAGCCUUACGUCUAACAAAUUUAGUGAAAACUGGAAAUUUGAUUUUAAAAGUAGGAGUACGUAAAACUUUGAGGUUUACUUAUGUAGUAUACUAAUGUUCCAGAUAACGUUUAGGUUUGAAAACAUGAUAAAAACAAAACUUAUUUGACAAUACAUAUUCUAACAUUUAGUAUUAAAUCAUCAAAAAGCAACUUGAAAAUGUGUAAAAUGUUUACGAUAGCUUACAUUGAUUUUCUUCGCUAAAUAUACAUAUGAUGACAGCUCCAACUUCAGUAGCCGUACAUAUCAAAAAUCGCAUUACCUAAAAUUUUGAAUGAUAGUUACGUAUAGUAUAUAAGUCAAUGCAAAUCUUAUUUCAAACGAUCGUGAUGACGGCCGUGGCGAGAAAUAGAUCGGUAAGAGGCCUUUUUAGUCUUGUGUUAUAAUAAUUUUCUUUUCAGAAUUUUAGUAAGUCAAAUCCAAAUCGAAUAGUAUAUCAUCUAUUAAGUUGUUAAGUACCUAUCAAGUGACAUCUGUUAAAAUAAAAAUAGUUUCCGUUGUGUAAGAUAAGAGUUAUAAAUUAGAUUAAGUCAAUGGAUCCAAUCUACUAUGUCCAAAACAUUAUGCAUCUAUACCUCGUCAUCCUUUGGCACAGUUAUACAAAUAAAUCAUAUAAUAUAACAGAAGAUCACAAAAAGUACAGCUUCACAUGUUACUUGUUUGGACCUUUAAGUAAACUACAAAAAUGUCCAAGUUAAUGCAAACGUCUUUACAUUUGGUCCGGAUUAAAAUAAAUUAUUACAUUUUAAGCCAUAGCUUGAAUGUUUCAAGGAUAAGUAUUGAUAGAAAUACAAAUAUAUUUGCCAAAAUUUUAGCUGAGUUUUAUAGCUAUAUAUAAAUCUAAUGUCAUAUUGUCGAUGUCAUCUCUAGGCCCUAGCUGUAAAUUAUUAUUUUCGCGGACAAAGGAAAUCAGUAUCACAAACUCACAAUGCAUAGACGUACUGAAAAUAAUAGGCGCCGAUUGAGAGAACUGGGGCACGAAAAAGGGUCCACCCAAGAAAGUAAUAAGAAGUACAAUUUUCUAGGCCUUUUAUGGGUUGUUACUAAUUAAUAUUUGGGCCUUGGCCCAAUUAAACAAAACCCCAUUGGCAUAGAUCGAUUAUAGGAGCUGCGAUCGAUUCUAAUCGUGACCUCUAUAAUGUGUACAUUUGAUUGUCAUGUGACUGAUUAUACUUGUGUAUGAUUGAUGGUUGCAGUGAGACGUAUCGAUAUUUCGAUCUGCCUUUCUGUAUUCCAACUACUACGAGCACUGUGUAUCUCUCUCACUAGCCUUUUAUGGAUGCACUCUUAUCCAUUGAUUCUUGGUUUUUGCAGAGGGUGUGAAAGAUAAAAAGGAAGCUCUAGGUGAGGUUUUGAACGGCGACAGGCUCGUUAGUGCUCCAUACAAGCUCAACUUCAUAGAUGAGAAAGACUCCGAGACAUACUGCAAAAAGAAGCUUAGCAGAGAAGAGGUCUAACAGUUUCGAAGAGCUGUUGAGAAAGACUAUUACUUCCAGAUGUACUAUGAUGAUUUGCCUAUAUGGGGAUUCAUUGGGAAGGUUGACAAAGAUGGCAAAUCGGAUCCCAUCGAGUUCAAGUAUUUCCUCUACAAGCAUAUUCAGUUUGAGAUUUUGUAUAAUGAAGACCGUGUGAUUGAGAUCAAUGCUAGAAUGGAUCCUCAUUCCCUUAUGGAUGUUACUGAGGAUAAGGAAGUUGAUGCUGAGUUUAUGUAUACUGUGAAGUGAAAGAAAACGGAGACUCCUUUUGAGAAGAGGAUGGAUAAGUACGCCAUGACUUCGUCUCUUCCGCAUCACUUUGAGAUUCAUUGGUUUUCUAUUAUCAACUCGAGCGUCACUGUCCUGCUUCUGCCUGGUUUCCUUGCAACAAUCUUGAUGCGGGUCCUCAAGAAUGAUUUCAUGAAGUAUGCUCAAGACGAGGAAGCUGCUGAUGAUCAAGAGGAAACUGGAUGGAAGUACAUUAACGGAGAUGUGUUCCGGUUUCCAAAAUACAAAUCUGUCUUUGCUGCAUCUCUCGGUAGCGGUACUCAACUGUUCACUUUUACUAUAUUCAUCUUCAUGCUUUCACUUGUUGGAGUGUUCUAUCCAUACAACCGAGGAGCGCUCUUCACAGCUUUGGUCGUUAUCUACGCUCUCACGUCUGGAAUCACCGGAUACACAGCCUCCUCUUUCUACUGUCAACUCGAAGGAAAAAACUGGGUAAGCAAACACCAAACACUUUCCCUCAAAUCAAUUAAAAGAAAGCAAUUAAGCUUCUCAUUUGUAUUUGUUUUCUCUCAGGUGAGAAACUUGUUGCUCACUGGAGGUCUCUUCUGUGGCCCGCUCUUCCUCACAUUCUGCUUCCUAAACACCGUGGCAAUCGCCUACAGCGAAACCGCUGCUCUUCCCUUCGGAACCAUUGUUGUGAUUGUCCUUAUAUGGACACUAGUGACUUCACCUUUGCUUGUACUAGGCGGUAUCGCUGGUAAAAACAGCAAAGUAGAGUUCCAAGCGCCAGUCCGCACCACUAAGUAUCCCAGGGAGAUCCCGCAACUCCCAUGGUACAGGAGUGCUAUACCUCAGAUGGCCAUGGCGGGUUUUCUUCCUUUCAGUGCCAUCUACAUCGAGCUGUACUACAUCUUUGCCAGUGUUUGGGGUCACCGGAUCUACACCAUUUACAGCAUCCUCUUCAUCGUAUUCAUCAUCCUCUUGAUCGUUACUGCUUUUAUAACCGUUGCACUUACUUACUUCCAACUUGCCGCUGAAGAUCACGAAUGGUGGUGGAGAUCAUUCCCUAUGCGGUGGAUCAACUGGUUUAUUCAUCUACGCGUACUGCUUAUACUAUUACUACGCGAGAUCGGACAUGGUUUCAUGCAAACAUCCUUCUUCUCCGGUUACAUGGCUUGCAUUUGUUAUGGUUUCUUCCUCGUGCUUGGAACUGUUGGCUUCCGCGCCUCUCUCGUUUCGUCCGCCACAUUUACCGGUUGAUUAAAUGAGAGUUAAAGAUGUUGCUACCAACCCGAAAUUCCUCAAAAAGCUUCACUUGCGAGAUUUUUUUGCUAGAACGAAGAAGAGAUUGUUCCUUUAGGUAGAUAAAGACUUAUUUUACAGUAACUUGUGUUUUUUUAGUCGAGUCGCUCUUUUCUCUGCUUAUACUAUAGUGUUUUUUCUCUUUUUGGGUAAACUAAUUAACUGCAUUGUAUCUUUUUCUCUUAUAUAUAUAUAUAUAUAUAUAUAUAUAUAUAUAUAUAUUCUGAAUAUGAAAAAAUAACAGAGUUUCUUUUA